This is a messenger RNA of Marchantia polymorpha subsp. ruderalis, 6053 nucleotides long. Lineage: Eukaryota; Viridiplantae; Streptophyta; Marchantiopsida; Marchantiales; Marchantiaceae. The record is from the annotation of a GenBank genome assembly.
AAGUGGGCGGAAGAGGCGACAAAACAUGGUGCUUCAUAAAUUAUGGAGCGGUCCGUGGCAGCCCAGGGAAUUGAAGGACGAGGCGGAAUUCGAGAGGAGGGCGAGGCGGAGGAGCGGGAAGGCGAGAACUGGGCGCAAAGAGCGAGAGGGUUAGAAACGCAGCGCUGCAGAUGAGAUGAGAUGAGAUGAGAGGGGAGGACAGGAGACGGGCACAUGAGCCGACGAAGAUGAAAUCGUCAGGAGGCUGGCAGGGCUACGGUGGAUCUGAAUCCUCGGUAGGCGCUCUCGCGAGGCGCGCUUGACGAAUCCUAUCGACCUCAUUUAUCUAUCGACCUCCGUUCAUUUCCUUCGGAGCUUUCGGUCUUUUCUCUCUCGGCCUCUCGUUCGUCCCUCGAUUGCAAUAACAGAAUCGUCAGCGGUCGAGGUCGAGACGAGCCGAGGGUGCGGACGCAAAGGACGAGGACAUGGAUUUCCGGAGCGCAGCUGGGAGACCGUGCAGGAAGCGAGGAGUUUGCGCUGCGAGGUGAACGUCCUGAUGUGCCUUGAUUACACGCGGAGAGCGUCAGGAAGGGCAAGCUUUGCAGAGGAGGUUUGACGGUGGACGACGCCAUUCAGAGGUGUGGAAGUCGGCAGAUUUUCGGGAGCUGCACAGGAGGAAAGAUGGAUAAAGUAAACGAUCUGGUCGUGAAGUUUUGUCGCCCCAUUCCCGAGGGAAACUGGGCGAAAAACUUGCAAAAUGGUUUUGGAGCAUUUACUCCUUGUUUCAUGGAGACUGUGGUCGUGAAUGUCUCAUAUUUGGUGCUCCUUGGAUUGACUCUGAAGCGCAUUCAGCUUUUGCGAUCGCGUAAUCUCAAAAGGUAUACCGUGCGGUACAAGUUCAUGCACGUUAUUGCCGUCUUGUUGGCCCUAGCGUGUGCUGCCGCGCCCAUCGUCCAAAUCUUCCUCAAGUUUUCCAUCAUCAACACUGAGGGGCAGGAUAAUCUGCCUCCAUUCGAGAUCACGAGUCUGGUAAUAAAGUUCUUGACAUGGGCGGCAGUCACGUGUAUGUUUUGUACCCAAUUUUUCGCCUAUGUCACGGAGUACAUGUGGCAUAUCCGCUUCGGGAUUCUCUACACGCUGGUCGCCGAAUUAGCCCUGUUCCGGGAUGUUCUGGAACUGCGCGAUUACUACGACAAAAUGGUGUUUGAAUUCUACGUCGGCACUGGCAUUUGCGAGAUACUGCUUGCUGCAAUCCUUGUAUUCUAUUUCCCGACUUUGGUGGUAUUUACAGGAUAUACGCCUAUCCUGACGCAAGAGGAGCCCAACUCGUCUGGAGAAUACGAGGCCCUUCCCGCCGGGGACGAGGUUUGCCCAGAAAGACGUGUCGGGAUUUUCUCACAGCUCCUAUUUACCUGGAUGACUCCUUUAAUGAAGCAGGGUUUCAAAAAGCCAAUUACAGACAGAGAUGUUUGGCAGCUCGACGAUUGGGAUCAGACUGAGCAUUUAUACGGAGAAUUCAAGAAAUCUUGGGAUAAAGAGCGACUGAAAGAAAACCCAUGGUUGUUGAGGGCACUGAAUGAUGCCCUAGGUGGCCGGUUCUGGCUGGGUGGGGUCUUCAAGAUUGGGAAUGACGCAGCACAGUUUGUCGGGCCUGUUGUUUUGAAUCUUCUCCUGCAGUCUAUGCAAAAUGGAGAACCGGUAUACAAGGGGUAUGGUUUUGCGGUUAUUAUCUUCGUUGGUGUGAUGGUGGGUGUCAUCUGCGAAGGUCAAUACUUUCAGAAUGUUAUGCGUGCUGGCUUCCAUACACGUUCAACUCUGGUGGCAGCUGUAUUUAGGAAGUCCUUGAGGCUGACUCAAAAUGGUCGUAAAAACUUCGCGUCUGGUAAAAUUACAAACUUGAUGACAACUGAUGCCGAAGCUCUACAGCAAAUUUGCCAGCAGUUGCACGGUCUGUGGUCAGCACCUCUUCGAAUAGUUGUGGCGAUGGUUUUACUCUUUCAGCAACUUGGUGUUGCAGCCAUCCUUGGUGCACUCGUUCUCAUCCUUAUGUUUCCUGCACAGGCAUUUCUUAUAAACAGAAUGCGAAUUUUGGCCAAAGAAGGUUUAGUACGUACAGAUAAGCGCAUUGGUAUUAUGAACGAGAUUUUAGCUGCUAUGGACAUUGUGAAAUGCUAUGCAUGGGAGAUGAGUUUUAGGGGUAAGGUUUUGACGAUACGGCAAGAUGAACUCAGCUGGUUCCGAAAAUCACAGUUGCUAGCUGGGGUGAACAGUUUCCUUCUCAACAGUAUUCCAGUGUGUGUUACUGUCCUUGCUUUCGGCUUGUAUUCUGUGAUGGGCGGAGAUCUGACACCAGCAAAGGCCUUUACUUCUCUUUCUCUUUUUGCGGUGCUGAAGUUUCCGCUCUUCAUGUUUCCCUCACUGGUUACUCAGGCAGUCAACGCGAAUGUAUCGCUGAAGCGGUUGCAAGAGCUUCUUCUAGCAGAGGAGCGUGAAUUACUUCCAAAUCCACCUCUUGAACGAGGAAAACCUGCCAUUGAAAUGAAGAAUGGCACGUUCGCUUGGAGUGUUCAGGCAUCGAAGCCAACACUUUCCAACAUCGAUAUGGCCGUGAACAUCGGUGAGCUAGUCGCCAUUGUCGGAAGUACGGGAGAAGGCAAAACCUCACUUAUAUCUGCUAUGUUGGGCGAUCUGCCUGCCAUCACGUCUGAGACAGAAGUUGUGCUUCGAGGCCAAGUGGCUUAUGCUGCACAAGUUUCCUGGAUUUACAAUGCUACUGUGAGAGACAAUGUUUUGUUUGGUGCUCCAUACGAUGCUGCUCGGUAUAACCAUGCCAUACACGUGAGUGCAUUGGAUCGAGAUUUGGCAUUACUUCCGGGAGGAGAUCUUACAGAGAUUGGUGAACGAGGUGUAAAUAUCAGUGGCGGACAAAAGCAACGAGUUUCCAUUGCACGUGCAGUAUACUCCAACGCAGAUGUGUACCUAUUUGACGACCCUCUUAGUGCCUUAGAUGCACACGUAGCUCGGCAGGUUUUUGACAGUUGCCUUCGCGAGGGAUUGAAAGGCAAGACUCGAGUUCUUGUAACCAAUCAACUACAUUUUCUGUCACAAGUGGACAAAAUUAUUCUUGUUCACGAAGGUGAAAUUAAGGAACAAGGUACUUAUGAAGAACUUAUCCAAAGCGGGCCUUACUUCCAGAAGCUCAUGGAAAAUGCUGGAAGUAUGGAAGACAGUGUAGAAGAUGAAGAGGAAGAGGAAGGAGAAGCGGAAACUGGAGAUGCCUUCAUGAAUGGUGGCAACACGAACACGCCAAAGUCUCCUUCAUUGGAUAAGAAGAGCAGCAGCAAGAAAUCAGAUUCUAAGAGUAAGGACAAGUCAGUCCUUAUUAAGCAGGAGGAGAGGGAGACCGGUGUAAUUAGCUUGAAAGUCUUGGAAAGAUAUAAGAUCGCGCUGGGUGGUUUCUGGGUAGUCUUUGUUUUGUUUGCAUGUUACAUCAUGGCGGAGGUUGUGAGGUUAUCCAGUAGCGCGUGGCUCAGUAUUUGGACCGAUGACUCAAAGCCCAAAACUCACGGAGUCGCCUAUUACAAUGGGAUUUACGCUGGACUAUCUUUUGGUCAAGUCACAGUGACACUGGCAAACUCCUUCUGGCUGAUUCUUUCAAGUUUGUCAGCUGCGCAACGUCUUCAUGAUGGUAUGCUGGGCGCGAUUCUAAGAGCUCCCAUGUCAUUCUUUCACGCCAAUCCUGUCGGCCGAGUAAUCAAUAGGUUUGCCAAGGAUACAGGUGACAUCGAUCGGAACGUUGCCCUUUUUGCGAACAUGUUUCUGAGUUCCGGGUUCCAGUUGUUAUCAACUUUUGUUCUUAUUGGAGCAGUGAACAGUCUGUCACUAUGGGCAAUUUUACCAUUGCUACUUGCCUUCUAUUCUGCGUAUCUAUAUUUCCAGACUACUGCUAGAGAGGUCAAGCGCUUAGACUCCGUGACACGUUCACCAGUCUAUGCACAGUUUGGAGAGGCCCUGAAUGGGCUUUCUACAAUUCGUGCGUAUCAAGCCCACGACCGAAUGGCCAGGAUCAAUGGACAGUCUAUGGAUAUCAACGCCAGAUUCACUCUUACAACUAUGGGUUCAAACAGAUGGCUAGGUGUCAGGCUUGAGUUUAUUGGUGGAAUGAUGAUAUGGUUGACGGCAUCACUCGCUGUCUUUUCAAACGCACGGUCUAGUAAUCAAAAAGCCUUUGCUCCUCAGAUGGGUUUGCUCCUCUCCUACACCCUCAACAUUACUUCCGCAAUGACCGCAGUUUUGCGUCUUGCCAGUUUGGCCGAGAAUAGCUUCAAUGCUGUUGAACGAGUCGGAACCUAUGCGGAUCUGGAACCUGAAGCCCCCCUUGUGAUCGAGAAUCAUAGACCACCUCCCGGUUGGCCUUCAGCAGGAGCUGUUGAAUACAAAGAUGUUGUCAUGCGUUAUCGUCCAGAUCUUCCUCCUGUCCUUCACGGCAUAUCUUUGAAAAUCAGGCCUAUGGAAAAAAUUGGUGUCGUUGGUCGUACUGGAGCCGGAAAGUCGAGCAUGUUCAAUACCCUUUUUAGGAUUGUGGAAGCUGACAGCGGGAUGAUCUUGAUCGAUGGUCUCAAUAUUGCUGAAUACGGUGUCCAGGAUCUGAGAAAAGCCUUGGGCAUCAUUCCUCAGGUCCCAGUCCUUUUUUCAGGCACCAUCCGGUUCAAUUUGGAUCCCUUUUCGGAGCACAAUGACGCAAGCCUCUGGGAAGCGCUAGACCGAGCUCAUUUGAAGGAAGUCGUGAGGCGGAAUGCCAUGGGUCUCGAGGCUGAGGUGCUUGAGGGUGGCGAAAACUUCAGUGUCGGGCAACGACAACUUUUGAGUUUAGCACGCGCUCUCCUGCGAAGGUCGAAAAUUCUCGUACUUGAUGAGGCAACGGCUGCUGUUGAUGUGGGCACAGAUGCUCUCAUUCAGAAAACAAUUCGUGAGGAGUUCAAAUCUUGCACCAUGCUUAUCAUAGCCCACCGGUUGAAUACAAUUAUUGACAGUGAUCGUAUAUUGGUUCUUGAUGCCGGAAAGGUGGUUGAGAUGGAUACUCCCGCAACUCUUCUCUUAAACGAGAACUCUGCAUUUGCUGGAAUGGUUCGCAGCACAGGGGCUGCCAAUGCUAAGUAUUUGCAGCGCAUCGUGAUGGGAGAGUUGGAUAUGAAAGCUGAAAUGGAGGAACAUGCAAUGGAGGAACAAAGGAACAUGGAGGCGUCUGCAAGAUGGGCCAGCGCAGCCAGAUGGGCUUUGGCUCUGAGUCUCACCGGCUCGCAUGAGGAGCUGGAUGCAAUUGUAAAAUCAGAUAGAGCAGAGAGUAUGCUUACUAAAGCUCGAGAUGCAGCACAUACACUACAGGAGGUGUUGUUAGGGCACCAUGAUGGUGUUAUAGACGAAGAGUUGCGAGAACGUCAAGUUUCCAAAGAGCGAUGGUGGUUUUAUCUGCUACGGGUUGUUGAAGGGUUGGGAGUAAUGGCACAGCAAGUUAGAAGUUCUCUUAACAACGAGGAUGCUCUUCAAGUAGAUAGAUCAUCAUUUAACUGGGGUCGGAUGGAUUCACUAGGCAGGGAGGAGUAGAUUUUGGUACAAAUUCGUACUCGGAGAAGUCAACUUCUUGUUGGCAAUGUAUAUUGAACCCGCUUAUAUAUCGUUGCCAUGGCUUAUGAAACCCUUCUAACCAAGCCACCCACCUAGUUCAUCGAAUCAAUUCCACAAGGCCAUGUCAGUUUUGUGAAUAUGUAUUCAGUUAAAGUUCAACGCGUGGGCAGAAUUAAGUCGGACCCGAGCGCCAUGAGCGAGACUCCGAAGCUCUUUGGGGAUCUAAAGGAUAGCUUAUGUAAAAUACGGCUUAUUUUUGCGAAUUGAUGACACAAGUGGAAGUGAAAUUUAAGGUGAAGUUUUAAUGGGGCCGCAUUGACGUAUCUGAAGUAAAAAGCGUCUCUGAGAAUCAUGGCUCCUAGCCAUAAGUGUUACCACCAACCUCUGUUGAAUUUAUUAUCCAUCUUUGUACUUCAAACUUCUAUUUUUGUGGAGCAAUUUACAGUAUC